Molecule: messenger RNA, 813 nt
Organism: Penicillium canariense
Lineage: Eukaryota; Fungi; Ascomycota; Eurotiomycetes; Eurotiales; Aspergillaceae
Product: DUF4112 domain-containing protein
Exons: 3
Coding region: 1-813 (270 amino acids)
Source: RefSeq, a predicted model, not a curated record
AUGUCUGGUAUACUAUGGUCUUUAGUCGGCAAGAGAGUCCUCGCCGAGUCUGCAAGGAAUCACUUUGGAACCGAAGACCCUUACUUUGAAGAUGUUCCCGCCUCACGCCUGGGGAGAGCCUUUGGCAAGAAGACUCAAAAGCGUCGCAAGGCUAUCCCGCCUGGCUUAUCGGAGAAAGAUGCCAAAAUCCUAACUCAGGUCAAGCGCAGGGCGUACCGCCUCGACUAUUGCCUGUUUAAUCUGUGCGGGGUCCGCUUUGGCUGGGGAAGUGUGAUUGGUCUUGUGCCCUUCGUCGGAGACGCCGCAGAUGCCGCACUUGCCAUGAUGGUUGUGAGAAAUUGCGAGGAGAUCGAUGGUGGACUCCCAUCUCGUCUGCGCACGAUGAUGCUUGUCAACGUGAUAAUCGACUUCUUCAUCGGCCUGGUUCCGUUCAUCGGCGACAUUGCGGAUGCCGUGUACAAGUGCAAUACCAGAAACGCCGUGAUCCUCGAAAAGCACCUGCGGGAACAGGGUGCUAAGGCGCUCAAGAAACAGGUUAAACGACAAGAGCGACCGGCCAUCGAGAACGAACGAGAAGAACGAGUCAUCGACCACAGUCUUCCUGAGGAAUGGGACAAGCAGGAGAGCGGUGUGGUAGGGAACUCGCCGCCCGGCUAUCGCGAGCAGGAAAUGUCAGGAGGUCAACAUGGAGUCAAUGCUGGCAGCCGGCCAGCCAGCUCCCCGUGCGCAAAAAAGUCCCGUAAUAGUCGUGGCCCUAGCUGGUGGUUUGGCGGAUCACGCCAUCGCGAGGAGGACCUGGAGCGAGGAGGAUGA